Molecule: messenger RNA, 903 nt
Organism: Schistosoma spindalis
Lineage: Eukaryota; Metazoa; Platyhelminthes; Trematoda; Strigeidida; Schistosomatidae
Source: the annotation of a GenBank genome assembly
AUGAGUAACUCAGUGUUAGAAAUGAAUUUCGUUCGUUUACUAUACUGUACUGAAUGUCUAGCAGCACAGAAACAAUUAGGAACCACAUUCAAGGACUACGUAAAAACUCUUGAAACAUUUUUUAAUACAUUGACUUCAUCAAAUCAUCGUCCUUCUCCAGAGAAUAUACGUAAAUAUGAAAUAAGGCUAAAAAAGUUAAAACAGACUUGCGAUACAGUAGAAAAUUCGAAUGUACAGUCUAUUCAUCAUCAUCUAUCACAUAGUGAAAUAAUUGCAACUUCUAAAAUGAAUGAAACCUCUCCUGUUAAUCAUAAUGUCAAUAAGGAAGAUGUAAUGGCUCCUGAAAUAAAUAACUUAUCAUGUAAUGAAAACGAUACUAUGUGCUCUGAAAUAGACAAUCAAUCACUUAUUCAGGGCACAUUUACUGAUAGAUGUGAUUUGAUCGCAAAAGAACGCCAACGUAUAAAUAGAGAAUUGCGAGAGCAAUUAUUAGGUGGAAAUAAAUCCAGCGAUAAAAAAUCAUUAAAUCAUAGUAAAAAUGAAAAUCUAACUCAUUCCUCUGGACUUCUUCGUGAACAAGAAAUUCAACGUGAACAAUUAGCUUCAGAAAUGCUGCUAUUAACAACAGAUUUGAAAAAUCAAUCUUCUGCAAUGAGUCAACGAAUUCGCCUAGAUUGUGAAACUGUUGAUGCUAGUAUUGGACAAGUCGAGCGAAAUACCGCAAAUCUUCAUGGUGUAUUAAAUGAAUUAUCAUUAGAGCUUGGUUCCAAAUGUGGUCGAAUUGUAUGGAUUCUAUUUUUUAUUGCGUUAGGUUUAUUUUUAUAUAUGAUAUUAUUUAUGAAAAUGUUUCGUAAACGAGUUAUUCAAUCAAAUUCUGUUUAUUCUUCUAAAACAGAGUUAUAA